AUGGCCGUGCCGCGGAGGAUACUGCGGCUCGCUCCUCUCACCACCCUCGUCGUCUUGGUCAUACUCGUCCUGUACCUGACCUCGUCCGACUCCCCGGCACGCUCCCUCGCCCGGUCCCGGUUUCCGCUGGCUUCGCAUUCGCGGCCGUCCUCGGCUCGCAUCCGCAAGAAGGCCAAGAUCUCCUCGGUCAUCGAUUGGACCACGGUCCGCCAGUUCCACCCUCCGGCCUCCAUCAAACCUCUGCCGACGGGGGCGCCGAAAGCGUUCCCGCCGGUCCAGGCCCCGUCGAGCGCCUUUCACGCCUCGCCCGAGGCCGAUCGACGCAGGACGGCGGUUCGGCACGUGUUCAAGCGCAGCUACGACGCCUACAAGAAGCAUGCCUGGCUGAGCGACGAGCUCAUGCCCGUCUCGGGCGGCCGCAAGGAUCCCUUUGGCGGCUGGGCCGCGACGCUCGUCGAUUCCCUCGACACCCUGUGGAUCAUGGGCUUCAAGGACGAGUUCGCCGAGGCCACCGACGCCGUCUGCGCCAUCGACUGGGCCAACACGCAGGCCGGCGCCGCGAACCUCUUCGAGACGACGAUCCGCCACCUCGGCGGCCUCCUCGCCGCCCACGACCUCAGCGGCGACGCCGACCUCCUCGACAAGGCCCACGAGCUCGGCGAGAUGCUCUACCACGCCUUCGACACCCCCAACCGGCUGCCCGGCUUCUGGCUCAACUUCCAGGAGGCGCGCGACGGCCAGCAGGUGGCCGGCAUCAACGACGCCUCGGCCGCCCCGGCCUCGCUCUCGCUCGAGUUCACCCGCCUGUCCCAGCUGACGGGCGAUGCCAAGUUCUACGACGCCAUCGACCGCGUCACCCGCUUCCUCGAGCGCAUCCAAAACGACACGCUCCUUCCCGGCAUGUGGCCCAUCCAGCUCGACUUCAGGAACGAGCUGGCCCGGGACAGCCGCUUCACCCUCGGCGCCCUCGCCGACUCCCUCUACGAGUACCUCCCCAAGAUGCACAUACUCCUCGGCGGCCUCGACGACACCUACGAGCGCCUGUACCGGCUCGCCAUCGAGGCCGUCGUGGAGAAGCUGCUCUUCCGCCCCAUGCUCCCCGACCAGAAGGACGUCCUCUUCACCGGCGACUGGCACGCCAACAUGGACCAUCCGUUCAUCCCCGAGAGCCAGCACCUCACCUGCUUCGUCGGCGGCAUGUUCGCCCUCGGCGGCCGCGUCUUCUCCCUCGACGAGCACGUCUCCAUCGGCGAGCGCCUCGCCCGCGGCUGCGCCUGGGCCUACGGCAGCUUCCCCACCGGCGUCAUGCCCGAAAUCUUCAACCUCAUCCCCUGCGCGGCGACGCGCGAGCCCUGCGAGUGGGACGAGGAGCACUGGCUCGCCCACGGAAACAAAAACCUCGCCAAGGGCUUCUCCAACGCCCGCGACGCGCGCUACCAGCUGCGGCCCGAGGCCAUCGAGAGCCUCUUCAUCCUCUACCGCGUCACCGGCAAGACGGAGCUGCAGGACAUUGCCUGGACCAUGUUCGAGAGCAUCGUCCGCUCCACCGAGACUCCGCUGGCCUACUCCUCCAUCUCCGACGUCACCGAGAAGGGCAACACGACAAAAUUGAAUUCCAUGGAGGCAAGUCACGUCCCGCUUCGCGUCCCCCGUCGACACCGGCGACUGACCCAAUCUCCGCAGAGCUUUUGGAUGGCCGAGACGCUCAAGUACUUUUAUCUCAUCUUCUCGCCGCCCGACGUGAUAAGCUUGGAUGAAUACGUGCUCAACACCGAGGCGCACCCCUUGCGACGGCCGACCGGCGCGGCCAAGUGA
Molecule: messenger RNA, 1815 nt
Organism: Drechmeria coniospora
Lineage: Eukaryota; Fungi; Ascomycota; Sordariomycetes; Hypocreales; Ophiocordycipitaceae
Product: glycosyl hydrolase
Exons: 1
Coding region: 1-1815 (604 amino acids)
Biological process (GO): N-glycan processing; carbohydrate metabolic process
Cellular component (GO): endoplasmic reticulum; Golgi membrane
Molecular function (GO): calcium ion binding; mannosyl-oligosaccharide 1,2-alpha-mannosidase activity
Source: RefSeq, a predicted model, not a curated record